UCCCCGGUGGUCGGGACGCUCCAUACCUGACCCGGCAAAAACGCCUGGCUGCAGCGAGUGGGACUGUGGACUGCCCCGGGCCUUGGGUCACCGAGGCUGCGGGUCCUCCUCGCACUCCGUGGCCAGGGGAUCGGACAGUCCGCCUAACACUGAAAUUGACCAAUUUUGACAACAUGUAGUGCUGCAUUGUGCCUGAUGGGAUAUGAUCAAUCAUGGCAUCCGAACUUUGUAAGACGAUCACUGUGGCAAGGCUUGAAAAGCACAAGAAUUUGUUCUUAAAUUAUAGGAAUCUGCACCAUUUUCCAUUGGAGUUACUGAAAGAUGAAGGACUGCAGUACUUGGAGAGACUCUAUAUGAAAAGGAACUCCCUUACCACCUUGCCAGAAAACCUUGCUCAGAAGCUUCCAAACCUUGUGGAACUGUACCUUCACUCAAAUAACAUAGUAGUGGUUCCAGAAGCUAUUGGGUCCCUUGUAAAACUCCAGUAUCUGGAUCUUAGUGACAAUGCCUUAGAAAUUGUUUGCCCAGAAAUUGGUCGUCUGAGAGCUUUACGUCAUCUUCGAUUAGCUAAUAAUCAACUGCAAUUCCUACCUCCAGUACCUCACUGUGGACCGCAAUCGUCUAUGGUAUGUGCCGCGCCAUCUCUGCCAGCUGCCCAGCCUCAACGAACUCUCCAUGGCUGGAAAUCGUCUUGCAUUUUUGCCACUUGUUGUAUGGCCAUCUGCAGUGUCAAAUUUGGCUCUGCCAUUUUGGAUUCAAAAACUCCUUUGGACACUCUAGUUGGCCUCUUUCAGUGCAUCUCUCCAUUUUCCCAGCAGGGUCUGCCUGACACGGAUUUAGGUCGAUCUCGAGAACUGCAAUACGUAUAUGUGGAUAACAACAUUCACCUGAAGGGCUUGCCAUCUUACCUGUACAAUAAAGUCAUCGGGUGCAGUGGCUGCGGAGCCCCCAUCCAAGUGUCUGAGGUAAAGCUGCUCUCCUUUUCAUCGGGGCAGCUGACUGUCUUCCUCCCAGCUGAGGUGAAGGCCAUAGGGACAGAGAACGAUCACAUCCUGCCUCUGCAAGAGCUGGCCAUGAGAAGUCUGUAUCAUGCCUACCACAGAUUUCUAAAAGAUCUGAACUUUUUGUCUCCAAUCUCAUUACCCAGAAGUCUCCUGGAGCUGCUGCACUGCCCCCUGGGGCACUGUCACCGGUGUAGUGAGCCCAUGUUUACCAUCGUCUACCCCAAGCUUUUUCCCUUGAGAGAGACGCCGAUGGCAGGGCUGCACCAGGGGAGGACAACUGUUAGUUUUGUGGCUUACUGCUGCUCCACCCAGUGUCUGCAGACUUUUGACCUGCUGAGUUGAUAAACACUCAAGAGCCUCAGGAGCACUGCCAGCUUGACACCAAGGCCGCCUCUGAGUCGCACACUGUGUGCGGCAGGGCUUGGAUAGUCCAGCCAGGGCAGAACAGGCCCUUCCAUCCUGUCCUGUCUCAUGCGGGGGCAUGCAGAACUCUCUGGAAAUGUCAUAUUGAGCUGCACAGCUAAAACGCCUUCACCCUUCCCCCAAGUUGGAAUAUAUCCUCCCCCAAAUUAAGGACAUCCUGUCUUCUGUGUUUUUUCUUUUUAUGUGAAUGUGUCUCAUACGUAAACUAUUUAGUUUGAUGAACCUCCACACGUCUAAUUUAAAGUGAGUUCCCUGAAGAUCUAUAAUUUGAUAAUACAGGCAAAUUAACUUUUGAACAGCUUACCUUCAGUGAUACUUCUCUUGCUCUCUUUCUUUCCCCCAGAGGAUUAUUUCCCCAUGCGAUUAUUCUCCAUGGUUUCUCCAGUGGAAACUUGUCAGUUUUUAGCAUUUCAGCACACUCCAUGGCCUAAUAGUCUCGCAUAGCAGGGUGGGGUGCCUGAGUUGGCGGCAAAGUUAGACUCCUGUGGAGGCGCAGCAAGAUCCCAGAGCACACACCCUCUGGAAAGUUACAACCUUAUUUGUAAGUUUUGCAAUGUAUUAAGAGACCAUCAAGAGGGAUUUAAAAACGAAAAUGAAAUACACUCUGAUUUGAAAGACUAUAUACAAAAAAAUAAUUUAAAAAAUUUUUAAAUUUCCUAAUGAGAUUUUUUUUAAUAAAUGAGAAGCUCAAGAAAUAUUUGAGGCUUUAAAAGAUCUUAUCCUUUCUAGAUUUAAGCAUUUUUCUGCAUAAUAAGAAAAGGGGAGAAAACAUACACCAAAAUAAGACCUCCCUGUUCCCAUUAGGUGGGUUUAUGAUUAAAUUCAUACUGAUUUUGAGCUAUCAUUGUUACAUGUGAAAAAAUGGCUUCAGCUACUUCUGCUACUAGUUGUUAGCAGGGCCAUCCAAAGUACAACUUGAGCGCAUUAUUUACCUAGUGCAUGAGCUUGUGUUCAUUUUGACUCUGGAUUUCUUAUAUAUGUAACAUUGUUGUCCAGCUAUCACUGAGAAAAUACAGGUGAAGUCCAAACAGCCUUGGGCUUUGGUUUAAAAAAAAAAACAAACCUCCAUUAACAGCCUGUGAGCCUACCCCUGCCAGAGAGACAAACUCUUCAUGGAAGAGUCACGUAUUUGCCCUUCCUUUAAAAGAAUGGCAUUUUAGUGUUACUUUGCUGCCAGAUGUUCAUCUGGUUGCUGUGAAGUGAUUUUUUUAAAAAGAAAAAAAAAUUGUUCUCUAAGGCAGGACUGAAAAGAGAACCAGGAAGGGUUGCUUGAUAGAAAAGUUAUUUUCAAAAACUUUCAGACUUGUCAAAAAUCUGGUUGAUGGCAUUUUAUUAGCUGCCCUAACUCUGUAAUGCUAGGCUCUAACAGUGCCAAAAAUCCUACAUAGUUACUGACAAAUGUGUGAUCUCUUUACAGUCACACCACCUGCUGCUCAGAAAGCAGACUAUCUGGGGAGAAUGGUGAAGGCAGAAAGUUACCAUGUGUUCCAACUGUAUUCGCACUGUUCUUACUUCCUCUUGUCCCUUUCAUAACUUAGUCUGUUCAGCCUUAACAUUUCAAAGGCCUAAAGUAUAAUUAAUAGAAACUGAAGAUCUGUAUCAAAAUGUACCACUUCUUUCAUCUUUUGGAAUAAUUGAAGUUUUAGCAAAAUCCCUACUUGUAUGUAAGUUGACGGGUGAGAAAUGUGGCAUGAAACUUCACAAAUGUGCUUCAAGCCUAAGUGACUGAUACCUGUUAUUUAAAUGACAGUAAAUAUAUUGCUACAUCUUUCUGUUUCACCCUCUGCCAUCAUAUAUCUUAAAAUGGAGCCAUGAAAUGUGCUAACCUGAUAUUCAGGAAUUCUCAUUGAGAUAAAGUAUGUAAUAAUCUUGUUUUUUUUUUUUGUUUUUUUUUUUUUUUUUUAAUAAUCUUGUUUUAACAUGUUUGCAGUUUUACAAAGACACUUAGACUCCAAGCAUCCUCUCUUUACCUGAUAUAAACUGGAGUGUGUUGAAUAUCAGCCUUGGUGGGGCAGCCAGUCUUUGGGCAAUCUCAACCUUAACCCUGGGUUGCAGCAUCUGGGUUUAAUUGAUGAGAAAGGGAACUUAUAACAUGGUUUCCCUGGUGCUGUUCAUUACAGAAAUUUUGUGCUGGAUUCACUGAUGUCAUUCCCAACUUUGAUAUUAUAAAGGAGUGUUGUCAACUGGAGAAAAUUUGACUACAUGCUGUGUAUUUGAAUUUUGUCCAAACCUUUACAGAAAGGCAAAUCUAAAAUUAUUAUGUAUGUUGUUUACUUUUUUUUAACAGUGCUGGGGAUUGAGCCCAGGUCCUCGUGUUUGCUAGAUAAAUGUCCUUACCAUUUGUUGUUGCCUUAAGCAGUAGUUAUUCUAAGUAGAAAAAUACUUCAUGCAAUAAUAGUAAUUUUUUAAAGUGAGCCACUUGGAAUGUAGUGUCUGUUCAGGUGAGUUUACAACAGUGACCUCAUGUGUGGUUGGCUAGUGGUAAGUUUUAAAAUCUAGGAUGGCCUCAUGAAACAGGUCAUCUGGGAAGCAGUACCAAGGGGUCUACGUCACUGUAUCACUCUACCAGUGCUUUUCAGUAUGCCUAAUAGUUAUGCCAGAAAUCUUAACUAUAAUAUUGUGUAGAUGAAAUGCUACAUCUUCAAUUAAUGUGUAUUUUGAGUGCACUUUAAAAUAUUUUAACAGAGAGGACCAGAAAGGACUGGUGGAGGAUCCUCUCUGGCUACUAAAGAUGAUUAGUGAUCUUGUUUAUUAUCUGGCCCUCGUCUUCUGGAAGAGUGAGAGGCAUAUUAAACUUUCUUUGGUCAGUGUA
Molecule: messenger RNA, 4239 nt
Organism: Ictidomys tridecemlineatus (thirteen-lined ground squirrel)
Lineage: Eukaryota; Metazoa; Chordata; Mammalia; Rodentia; Sciuridae
Source: RefSeq, a predicted model, not a curated record